CACAGUACGCCUUCCAGCUCCGUCCAGUUCGGUGCGUAUGAGACGCUUGCGUCCGCUAGAAUUUGUCUUUUAGAGAGCGCAAGGAUAUUCCGGUGCUUGCAUUUCGGGCUCGCUCAGCGCGAUAACUCGCAGCCCCCUCUCCUCCCCACUAUCGAAGAACGGCGCGGCAGUCGUUCAUCGAUUCGUUAUCUUUUUGCUCGGUUUAACUCGUUUUAUAUCGCGCCCUUGACCCCCUUCACCGCUUCGGCGUCCCUCGGGAACUAGUAUUCGCGUUAUUCCAGGAGGAGAAAGCAAAAAAAAGGAGGGGGGAGGGAGGGGCAGGAAAGAAAUUGGCGGUGGGGUCCGGCCAAAGGUUCACGUCCGGCGUCUUGGUGCCUCGGACCACGUCGAUUGCGGGACUUCCGAGCCGAAAGGAGGAGGGCAGUGAUUAUCGACACCCUCGACGCCGUAAACAAUGGCGACCGCACGGGCCGGCGAAAGCAUCAGUGGGAGCAGAAUCAAGGGACCGGCUGCUCGUUUAUCGGCCGCUCUCGACAGAGCUGCAUCGGUCAGCGUGCAAUAUGUGCGGAGUACCGCGGGCGUCGUUGCGCGACCGGCCGACCACGCGGCGUCGUCGCCGCUGAUCGACGGCAUGGAACUGAGCGAUCGCACGGAGAGCUGCCGGCUCGCGGUGCCGGACGAGACGAGCCCGCUGCUGGCGUUCCCGGCGACCGGGGUCCGGCCGCGCCGCUGCUCGUCGCUGGGCAGCCGGGACGACGCGCCCGAGGCGGACGCCGAGGUCGUCGACGAGGAGAAGCCGCAGGUCUCGGCCAGACAGCUAUGGCUCCACCGCGCCAAGACCGGCGUGCUCAGCCUCGUCGUCGUGUUCGCCGUGGUGGUGAUGAGCUUCAUACCCGAGCUGACCGAGACGUGGACCAGCGUCGCGAUCAACGGAAACGAGUCGUACCUUCACAACCUGAGCCUGCUGCUGGAGCCGGGCCACCCCGUGGUGCGCGUUCGUGCUCGGGGCCCGUUCAUCUCCGAGGAGCUCGGCAACCUGUCCGGCCUGUGGACCGUGUUCACGCUCGAGGGCAGCGCAGAGCCUCCGGUCCGAGUGCCCACCGCGCCGCCGCCACUGCAGCCGACGCCAGUGCAGUGGGAGCACCUGUUUCCUCUGCCCAGGGACUCCGUCGCUCAGCGGCAGCCCCUGGGUGGCUACGCGCUGGAGGUGCACCUGGAGUCGUCAUCGGACGUGGCUAGCGUGCCGCAGGUAUCGCUCAGCGUGGACGUGAGUGCAUUCACUGAGCUCACGCAGCUCGGGCUGCUCAUGGGCGGAGCGGUGCUGCUGGGCCUGUACGUGCUCAUCGUGUUCGAGCUGGUGCACCGUACGCUGGCCGCCAUGCUGGCUGCCACGGCAGCCAUCGCGUGCCUCGCGCUCAUCGGGGACCGGCCAAGCCUCGCCAAGGUGAUGUCAUGGCUGGACGUGGAGACUCUCUGCCUGCUCUUCGGCAUGAUGGUGCUGGUGGCCAUUCUGUGCGAGACGGGCUUCUUCGACUACGCGGCCGUGGUCGCUUUCCGCGUGGCGCGCGGCCAGGUCUGGCCCCUGGUCACGACGCUGUGCGCCACCACGGCGCUUGUGUCCGCCUUCCUGGACAACGUCACCACCAUACUGCUCAUGACACCGGCCACCAUCAAGCUUUGCGAGGUGAUGGACCUGGACCCGAAGCUCAUCCUCAUCUGGCUGGUGAUAUUCUCGAACAUUGGCGGAGCCGCCACGCCCGUUGGCGACCCUCCGAACGUCAUCAUCAUCUCCAACCCGCAGGUCGCUGCCAUGGUGAGAGCGCGCGCGCACGCUUCUCUGCAUGCCCGGUGCGCAGGCCCGCCGGAACCAGUUCGCGCCGGUUCGGUGGCCCUCGCUGCUGCUGCUGCCGCCGCCGCAAACCGCCGGACAAACACAGAAAUUACGGAGCAUACACAAUGGGAGUCGGCGCUGUCCAGUUCACAGGAAGAGGUCCAAAGGGCCAUCAUCCGACAAGCAAGACGGUGCGCGGAAGCCAGUGGGGCCCUUGUCUAG
This is a messenger RNA of Dermacentor albipictus, 2053 nucleotides long. The record is from RefSeq and is a predicted model, not a curated record. Lineage: Eukaryota; Metazoa; Arthropoda; Arachnida; Ixodida; Ixodidae.